ACAAGUAGAGAUAGAGAGGAGAGAGAGAGAGAGACGGAAGAGAGAGAGGAGAGGAUAUACGGGAAUAUGAUAGAGAGAGAUCAGAAAGAUAGUGGAGAGGGUAGAGUUAUUAGUAGAGAUUAAUUGGAGCCCACAUUACCAUGAGGAGCGCACGUGAAAACAAGCCGCACUGUGUCCCCUGUCUCGCGGCUGCUGUGCGCGCACCGACCGGAGAAAGCGGACUGUUGUUGGACCCGGAUCUGUUCCGCGUGUGGAUCUUGUUCCCUUUAGACAAAUAGAGGCAUUUCAUCGAAGAGAGGCAGACAGACGGAGCGAGAGCGAAGCUCCCCAAGAGACCGACACGCUGAGGUAGACGGGCCGACCUACAUCCUGCAGUUUGCAGUAUCUAGGACACUUCUCCGCCAGCUAAGCGUCACCAUCCAACAGCAGAAAAGCAAGAGAAAAAACAGAAAUCUGGGCUUUUAAAAAAAAAAGAAAAAAAGACUGAUCCACUAACGGUCUGGACACCAAAAAAAAAGUGGAUAAAUGAGGGUUUCUAAUGCUGAGCUCCAGCAGUUCUUUAUCUUUCUGGCUUAUUUGGACACUUGAGGACUUUUCUGUCGUAGUGACACUGAACCUGCAAUAACCAGACACAGAACUUUGCGAGAAAGCCUUCAAAGUUGUUUUUGUCACCACCCCCCCUCCCCCCUCUCGUUUGACCUUUGACCUGGUUCUUCCCCACCCUAAAAAACCAAACUGGCUGCCACUAGACAAAUAUGGAAAAUCUGACGUCAGCUCUCAAGACAUUAAACAAAAAAUCAGGGGAUAACCCCAACUGCGUUGAGACCUUCAGCAGUUAUGAAGAGUCUCUUCCUUCUGCCGAAGGGAGUCCGGCUCGCAUGGGACGCCUCGCCAAGGCCAAACCCAGUAUGAGCUGCAGGCGAAAGCGCGAGUUCAUUUCGGAUGAAAAGAAGGAUGCCUGCUAUUGGGAAAAACGCCGCAAAAACAACGAGGCCGCCAAGCGCUCCCGGGAGAAGCGACGUCUCAAUGACAUGGUCUUGGAGAACCGUGUCAUUGCACUGAACGACGAGAACGUGAGGCUGAAGACGGAGCUGCUGCAGCUGAAGCUGCGUUUCGGCCUCAUCAACACCGCCUCCUAUAUCGAAAAGAGCCAGCAGAUCGGUGGAGGCAACACGGGAAACGGAGGCUCGUCCUCAUCCCCUUCUUCUUCUACACAGUACUACUCCAGCGGUUACUCUAGCGGCUCUCAGGUGAUGAUGAACUCUGAUUCCUCAGAAACCGAGCAGUCUGGACGCAGCGAGGGCCACAGGCAGCUGGUCAAAUACUCCCCGCAUGGCUCCCUUUCUGACAUGUCCGACGGCUCCUCCAGGGACAGCCCUGAGCCGGUUCCUUUCAAGAUCAAGCAGGAGGGUGACAGGUUAGAGAUGGACAUUGCAAACGGCACCACCACGCAGAUCAUGUUCAACAUCCACCGUGGUCUGGCGUCUGUGCCAACUCACCACCAGAUCCAGCAGCAUUCUCAGGAGAUGGAGCCAGCGUAUCAAAGCCAACAGCAGCCCAAUCAACAGCUCCAUCAGGAUCCUGUUAGCGCUAUCAACACCGUCAGCCAGCCGGCCCCUCACCCACCCGCUGCCCAGAGGAGCGUCAUUCUGUACGGCUCCAGCAGUGCCUCCUAUCCCGUGGACGCCCUGACGAGGCACCAGGAAAUGGAUCUGCAGGCGGCCCAGAAGCGGAGCAGCGGCAACAGCCAGACGUGCUUCACCCACCUGCCGCAGUCUCUUACAGAGGGCGCCACAGAGACACUGGCUGAGGUGACGAAGCAGCUGGAGAGGAAGACAUUAGACUCGCCUCCGUAUGAGCUCUCAGAAAGCUGCGAUGAGGCGGGAGAGAGACAGGUGUACCGAGGUUGCCAACUUGCCCAGCAGCAGGGGAGCGAUUCAUCUGCAGAGUUCCUCCACAAACAAGACGACGGGGUCAAUUACUCGCACCUGUACCAGCAUCUGCAGCAGCCUCAUCAUUCAUACCUCAGUGCCCAAGACGAGGAGCCACCUUUGCUUACCUACGAGGGGCAGCACGGGAGCGAGACUUACUACCGAGGCUCCUCGAGCAAGGACACAUCCUCCAUUGACGGGGAUCCCCGGAGCUCUGACAAAGAGGCCUCCACGGAUGAUGACGAGUCCCCCUCAUCAUCUUGCUCAGAUAUGGGCAGCUACCACAACCAACAUCAUGCCAGCUUACACCACCCUGCCUCGCUUCUUCCUUCCUCCCAGGGAUGCUCACAGGCCCAGGGCCGGGAUCCCCAGGGGGAGGUGAAGGGCACAGCGUUGCCCCACAAACUCAGACUCAAACACCGGGCCAUGAGCAGCAGCAGCAACUGCUCGGGCCAGGAAUCCCCCACAAGCCCUCCCUCUGCCACGCCGCCCCCCCUGCCCCAGCACCCUUACUUGUCGCUCAUACCGCAGCCACGAGAAAGCCAGAGCGGAGGCUGUGAACAGACGGCCUCAUCAUGGGAGGAGGGCAGGAAGGAGAGUGGGAAAAAGGAGACAGGUGGACGACGAAGCAAGAGGCGAGAUUAGGUGACCAGUACUUGCCCAGUUCAGACCAAAGAUUCAAAGACGAGACAAGGUGAAACUUGCAAAUUCUUGCAAUUUAGCCGGGCUGCAACUUUCUGAAACUUGCCAGUUUACACCAGUGAGAAGACACAAGCGGUGUAUCAUCUGCAUAUAGCAACAAUUCUCUGUAGAUCCAUUAUAAUUUUUGACUUUCAGUUUUUUUUUGUUGCUGAAUAUAAUUUGUAGCAUCUUCAAAUAUAAUUGAGAGUGAGAGUGAGAUGAGUGAGAUUUCUAGUCUCUAGAGAUUUGAAUCUUUGGUCUGAACUGGGCUUUAGACCUCGUCACAACAAAAGACAUACAGUAAUUUCUCCUUUGACAACUACCCUGCCAUCAUGCCUUUGCCCCAGGAUCAAAUCCUCUCCUCGAGCCCACUGGACCGGAAGCUGGGCUUUUCUAACCCCCCCUACCAAAUCCCGAAUGUCACCAAAAAAGGCUGGACAUCUUGUAGGGCUGUAUCAUAUUUGUAUAUACUGUACAGAUUUGUCAUUUCUUACAACCUCUCCAUACUUACAGAAGCACUUUUGUUUAUGUGAUGAGAGGAGGAAUGGAACUAGAGUACCUGCUUUUCUACUUUUGUCAACAAAGCGACAUUUAGAUCACACGAAUGUAGGAAAAGUGAAAGUUUUGAGCUUUAUCAGUACUAUAAAAUUGGUACAUAUCUGACUGUAGACGAACAUACACAUGUAUGGCUAUCUGCCUUAAUUAAAAUCAAAUGCAAACGUACUCUGGGGACCUUCCCUCGACCAAAGAAGCAACAACACUACAAAUAUCAAGUUCCAUACCUCUUCCCAGACCCUACCUCUACCAACUCAUCCUCUUCCCAACCAUCUCCACCGAUUCACAAAAGAUUGCCAUCGCCUUUAUUUUUUAAGCACUUGGUUUGUAUAGUACUGUGAUAUAUGAAUAUAUGUAUCUAUUAUAAAUAUAUAUUUUGCAAAGAAAUUUGAAUACAAAUUCAAC
Molecule: messenger RNA, 3572 nt
Organism: Etheostoma spectabile (orangethroat darter)
Lineage: Eukaryota; Metazoa; Chordata; Actinopteri; Perciformes; Percidae
Gene: nfil3-2
Product: nuclear factor, interleukin 3 regulated, member 2
Exons: 2
Coding region: 756-2576 (606 amino acids)
Biological process (GO): circadian rhythm; regulation of DNA-templated transcription
Cellular component (GO): nucleus
Molecular function (GO): DNA binding; DNA-binding transcription factor activity
Source: RefSeq, a predicted model, not a curated record